CUUGUACAGUGCGCCGUGAGUUUUCAUCGAGGAAAUAAAAUAAAUAUGGAUUUCUACUACUUGCCCGGUUCCUCUCCAUGCCGCUCCGUCAUCAUGACCGCCAAGGCGGUUGGCGUUGAGUUGAACAAAAAGCUCCUCAAUCUGCAGGAAGGCGAGCACCUGAAGCCCGAGUUCUUGAAGAUCAAUCCUCAGCACACCAUUCCCACACUGGUGGACAACGGUUUUUCGCUUUGGGAGUCGCGCGCCAUUCUGGUCUAUUUGGUGGAGAAGUACGGCAAGACCGACUCUCUGUACCCCAAGUGCCCCAAGAAGCGCGCCCUGAUCAACCAGCGUCUGUACUUUGAUAUGGGCACCCUGUACCAGAGCUUUGCCAACUACUACUACCCACAAGUUUUUGCCAAGGCACCCGCAGAUCCAGAGGCCUUCAAGAAGAUCGAGGCUGCCUUCGAUUUCCUAAACACAUUCCUGGAGGGUCAAGAAUAUGCCGCCGGCGAUACCCUAACCGUGGCCGAUAUUGCGCUGGUGGCCAGCGUAUCCACCUUCGAGGUGGCUGGCUUCGACAUUAGCAAGUACGCCAAUGUGAACAAAUGGUACGAGAACGCCAAGAAGGUCACACCUGGCUGGGAUGAGAACUGGGCCGGCUGCCUGGAGUUCAAGAAAUACUUCGAUUAAGUGAUUUUGAUAUACGCGAUAUAUAUAUUUUAUAUAAUACAUAUUUAUUAAUGUUCACAUACCGAUUUGAAAUCGUCAAAACAUACUCGUUUGUAUGUAUGUUCGUAUGUUAGUUUGCACCAAAGCUGCUGGAUGCAAAGAGUUUUCUAUGAAAUAAAGAGUAUUCAUUUUUACUGAAUAAAA
Scaptodrosophila lebanonensis is the source of this 855-nucleotide messenger RNA. Its product is annotated as glutathione S-transferase 1-1. The transcript is spliced from 2 exons. Gene Ontology annotation, molecular function: glutathione transferase activity. Bases 46 to 672 code for a protein of 208 amino acids. Gene Ontology annotation, biological process: glutathione metabolic process. NCBI's taxonomy places the organism in Eukaryota, Metazoa, Arthropoda, Insecta, Diptera, Drosophilidae. The record is from RefSeq and is a predicted model, not a curated record.